CCGACCCCAGUGCAGUGGCUGAUGCAGGAAAUUACUUCCUACUUGCAAUGUUUGGAGCCAAGAACACUGAAGAUCUAGAUUGUCUCCGCUACCAGUCCUACUUGAAAGCGAUUGCAAAGCAGCCUAUACAUGCAUUACUGAAGUUGGAUGCACUAGCCCCCACUUCAGGAGCGUCCAGACAGCAUUCAUUUAGGACCUACCACCAGGUACAACAGUGGCUGAAUGAAGAUAAGGAUCCACUCGAGUGGGGUUGGAAGAAGAUUGGCGACCACCUGACACCAAUUACAACAGCACGUCCUGCAGCACCCCAGGAAUUACUGUCCCUUAUAAUGUGUACUUGCAAAGAUGAAUGCGUUCGUAAUUGUGAAUGCAGAAGGAGUGGUCUAAACUGCACUAGCAUAUGCAGCAAUUGCUCAGGCCAAGCAUGUGAUAACAUGGACAAUAAUAACAUCUUAGACGACGAGCUAGAGGAGGAGGAUAAUGUACUGGAGGAUGAGUGA
Homalodisca vitripennis (glassy-winged sharpshooter) is the source of this 500-nucleotide messenger RNA. RefSeq lists its product as uncharacterized. Bases 48 to 500 code for a protein of 150 amino acids. The transcript has a single exon. The record is from RefSeq and is a predicted model, not a curated record. Lineage: Eukaryota; Metazoa; Arthropoda; Insecta; Hemiptera; Cicadellidae.